Molecule: messenger RNA, 876 nt
Organism: Dermacentor silvarum
Lineage: Eukaryota; Metazoa; Arthropoda; Arachnida; Ixodida; Ixodidae
Product: BRO1 domain-containing protein BROX
Exons: 5
Coding region: 121-861 (246 amino acids)
Source: RefSeq, a predicted model, not a curated record
CGCGCUUGUCGGUUGGGUUGUUUUGGUUUGUGCUGUGCAUUUUUAGGCUGGUGGGACUCCGUGCGUGUGAAUUGUGUAAAUCUCUUAUCUUUUGCGCCCAGGACAUUUUCUGGAGCCACCAUGGCCUUCUGGUUUCAUCGAAACCCUUUGAAAGCCACCGGCAUUGUCAACUUUGACCUCAAAAUGCUUGCCAUGGACAGCCAAGCACUGAAGCUCUGCAGUGACCUGCGUCUGGCCAGAAACCACCUACUCGACUUGCUGACAGACCCUUUAAAUGACAUCGGCACAAUUGAAACUGCUCUGAACACUUACCUGGCACUCUUUGCUGGCAUGAUCCUGGCCCCCGACGAAAAGGGAGGGGAGAGCAAGCUGAGAAACACCACAAGGUUUCGCUGGACCCAGACCAUGCUGGGACAAACACCACUUGUGCAGUCGGAUGCAGUCUUUGAGCUGGUCUCAAUCUGCCAAAAUGUGGGGAUUUGGCAUAUGAAGCAUGCGUCGUCCAUUGCCGCCAAGGAGGACAUCAACAUGGAUGAAGCAAAGGAUGUCCACAAGUGUCUCAGGAAAGCUGCUGGCUACUUCAGUGCAAUGAAGGACAAGUACGUAGGACAACUGAGGGAGCAGCCAGUGCCAGGAUCAGAUCUGGACUCACGAGUGUCAACUGCCUACAUCAACCAGUGCACUGCUGAAGCACAGGAAGGUAUCGUGGUGUGCAUGUUUCACAAUAAUUUAUUUGUGAAUUGUUUUAGGACUCCUUUUUAUUUGCGCAGUUACCUUGCUCUCUAUGUACACCGGCGAGCAAAAGUAUACGGGCCAGGGAUUGCGCGAAAAAGCCGAUUUUUUUCAACUGCCUGCGAAUAAAACUUGAAAUUGAGG